Molecule: messenger RNA, 1467 nt
Organism: Lizanozyma spartinae
Lineage: Eukaryota; Fungi; Ascomycota; Pichiomycetes; Serinales; Debaryomycetaceae
Exons: 2
Coding region: 1-1467 (488 amino acids)
Molecular function (GO): monoacylglycerol lipase activity
Source: RefSeq, a predicted model, not a curated record
AUGUAUACUCUAUGGGGUAACCCUAGUCAUAUGGCAUAUAUUAAGAGCCAAUUAGAAACUCAAUUCUCUAAGCAUUCCUUUAACAACGAGAAAUUGUUUGUAUAUACUACAGGCUCUCAUCCAGGGUAUAUUACGUAUGAUGGAAUCGAUAUCAAUGGCAAAAGAAUAAGUGAUGAGAUAAAAACUAUCACCAACUCCUUAAUGAAUCAAGGAGGUAAAGUAACAAAGUUUUCAUGUGUUGGAUACUCCUUAGGAGGUUUGAUGAUAAGAUAUGCCAUUGGAGAGUUGUUUAAUAGUAAUUACUUUGACCAUUAUAAUAUUGAACCCGUUAACUUUGUUACCUUCUGUUCUCCUCAUGUGGGAGUGUUGUUGCCAGAAGUCAACUUAUCCAUUAAGCUAUUUAAUAAGAUUGUGCCUUAUUUAUUGGCCAAUACGGGGAAUCAAUUGGUACUCAAAGACACUAUCAACCAUCAUCAACAUUCUCACCAACAACUACCUUUAUUGGUGUUGAUGUGUGACCCUCGGUUCUGUUUCUUUAAGGCGUUAGCCAGCUUCCACUAUAGAUCUCUAUACACCAACAUCAUCAAUGAUAAACGUACCUGCUUCUUCACAGCAGGUAUAUCCAAUAGGGACCCCUUUGACUCAAUGCACAACCAGCUGGCUCUGGGGUACCAUUUGGCUUACAUUAAGGAGUACGCACCAGUGAUCAUCGACUACUCCAAACUGAUCCAUUACUCCAAGAUCUUGCUAGUAGAUGAUGAUGCGGCUGCUGCUACUGGCGCUACUGGUCCACGCUUGUCUAACUUCAUUUCAAGGAAAUUGAACUGGUUCAGAGUGUUAGCAAACAUCAUCUUUCUCACACCACUAUGGGCCAUCAGUUUGAUAUGUAGAAGCGUGGUGGAGAGAGUUAGAUUGAGUCUCAGAGUACGCAAGUUCUUUAAAGAGACUUCCAUCUUACAUCUAUACGAUAUCAUUGACGAUACAGAUACUGACGAAGAUGAGGACGAAACUGUGGAUAUUCCUUCCAUAAAAGGAAGCACCACUAUUGAAGAUGAGAACGCAGACACCGUCUACAUUUCCAAUGAAUUGAAUACUCAAACAGAUAUGUUUAUGGAGUCAGUGUUUGAUGCUAUGCACACACGAAAAUACCAUCCCUAUCAAUAUGGAUUCACUUCAUCUUCCAAGGGCCAACUGCCCUUACCUUCUACUCUGCAUUUAAAAGACUUGAAGUCGACGAAAUAUAGAAACGAUUCAAACCAUGGUGACAAUGAUGAGUUCCGGUUGAAAUUGACUAGCCAUCAAGAAUACAUCAUUGAGCAAUUGAACUCACUUAAUUGGUCUAAAUAUCCAGUGCUUAUUCGUCGAACCAAAGCCACCCAUGCUGCCGUCAUAGUUAGAAGUGAAGAACCUCUGUUCGAAGAAGGUAAAUUGGUGGUGGACCAUUUUGUCAAAUCAUUUCGUUAUUAA